AUGUUCCAAUCGGCGUAUCAGGAUGGUGACUGCGUAGAAGUGUUCUCGCCAGCAGGAAAGAAUCCCGCUGCGGAUUGGAAGCUUAGCGGGAAGGUCGUUCGCAUGUACGAGAAAGGAGUGAAAGGCUAUGUUCUGGCAGUGAGCGGAGGCGCGACGUCAAAGAUGCAGUUACCGAAGGCGCCUAAGAGUCUACUGGGCCUACGGCAGCGGCAUCUAGUGCUGCAGGUGCUCACAUCGACGUCCCACGAUAAGCCGUUUUCUUUGGAGCUCGGGUUGACGGAUACUGGCGGCACGCGGCGGCGGUUGGUACUGUCCUCGUCGUUCCGCGCGCUGCACUGCACGCCUCUGCAUGCUCAGAUCCCUCUCGUUGGAUUGGAGCGUCACCGGGGGUCUUGGGCGAACUUGACCAUUGACCUGGUGGGGUUGACGGCGGUUUGUUUCAAGGCAGACGAUUUCCGCACCCUGGACCUCCUCGCGAUCGGGCCGACGUGCCGGCUCCGCAAGGUUUUUACGAUGAAGGAAGCGCUUGACGAUUCGUCAGGGGCUGGCGGAGAAGACGACCAUAGAGAACUUAUUUCCGCUGGCGCUUCAGGUACGGGCAGGAAGGGAGGCGACCUGUUGCCGGCGCGGCUACGGGCGUCCAAAGCAUCCUUGUCCAGCGGCAGGACACGCAAGGUGGACCACACAGAGGUCGCGGAGGACGGCGGCGACAGUGGAGCAGGAGGUGAAGGUGGUGGCCGAAUAGCUCGGGAGCCACCAGCGGAAUGGCGGGUGGCUGGCAACUGGAAUGGGCGGCAAGAAAAGCCGGCGCCGGCAUGGAGCUUGUUCGACGACUCGUCCCCUGACGAUGGUUUUCGAGCUGUGACGCCGGAAGCAAAACACGCCUACUCCAUACAGGCUGAGGAUGUCCUACCGGUAUCAAUCACGACGCGUUGCGGCACUAGCGGCAGCCACGCUACCGCAUCGAUCGCUGAUCACGAAAAUUCUGGUGCAGCUUCCGAGCUUGCAAACCAAGGACUUGGAGGUGGCGUGCGGGUGAUUGCAGGCGCCCCUUCGUCUUCUCCACAGCCGUCACCCGAAGUUCCGGCCAACAUCGAUGUCAGCUGGCUGGAAAGACACAAAAGGGAGGACGGUGGAGCAGUCGCUGCAACCUCAAUGGAGGCGCGCGAUAACAGAUCUGCAUCAUCACGCUUCCGCCCGUGGUCCUCCGCGGCCAUCAACGUCUCGGCAGCUACAGCCGAACCCCUCCCCGGCGCCUUCGAUCCACCCAACACCUCUUUUGCCGCUGAUGCGGUCGUCAAGCACAUCGAAGACGGUGACAAGAAAACGAGGUCGGCGACAAGAGCGAGCCUAUUCGCUUCUCCGCUCUCCCCUCGGGAAGAAACGGGUGCGAUUGCUCGCCGUUCCCCGCUCUCUGCGGGCGACGCAAGUCGUCGCGGCAAGAUGCAAAGGUCGCCGAUGUCUGCCCGGGUUGACGUGCUGCAGAAUCUCCUCGCGCCGGGGGCGAUGAGCGGGGAAGAACUAAGGCCACAAAACGACAGCGGAAAGGAACGCGGCAAGACUCAGGUUUCGAGAACGGAGACGGAGGCUCUUCCGGACGGCAAAGGCGGUGGUGGCGACAACGGCAGUGGGGUUGCCGGCGAUGCCGAUGCGCUCGAACGUUUGUUGGUGCGCAGUACCAUCAACGUCGACACCGGGAGCAGCGUCCGUGGCGACAACGGUAGCCCCAUCACCAGCUGUGCGAGCAGCUCAUUCGACGCCAUCGCGAGACCCGCAAACUGUGGUCCCGAUGCUUGCGUUAUCAGUUCAAGCAGAGACGACCACCGGGAUGAGGGCGGUACCGAUCGCCACCGAACGAUCGCAACAAAAGAAGUCAGUGCAGUCCCGACACAAGUUGCGCGCACACACACUGAUGUGCGUACUGACCUGUCCGCCUUGGACGGUGGACGUUUUCCUGGGGGACAAGCGAAUUCCCUGAGCCUCGCCGAAGAGAGCGGGGCAACGGUGGAAACAAGUCGCAAGGGCAUUCGCAGGGGUAAUAUCGGUGAAAGCGAUGACCGCGAGGAGAUCGAAGGGUUUUCUUCCACGUACGGAGAAGGUGCCAAGGGGGUGUUGGAGUCCUCCUUCUUCCGUGCGACGAGCAGGGAGCGGGGGCAUGGAGAAAAUACAGAAACGCCGAAGGCCGUGGACCGGUCGGACCUUGAGGAGUUGGAGCCAAUCUCCGGAGAAGCAUGCUUUCUUCGCCGGGGACUGUUCGCCUGAUCGAACCUCGGCACCUGCAGAGAACAUGGAGGCCGAAGUCCAUGGUGGACCCGAUGAGAGUAUUGCUUCUUCGCUUGCACGGUCAAUCGAGACAAGCUCCCGACAGCGGGCGAGCGAAAUCGACGGUGGCCAUGACGAUGACGAUGACGAUGACGAUGAUGUUG
Ectocarpus siliculosus is the source of this 2426-nucleotide messenger RNA. Lineage: Eukaryota; Phaeophyceae; Ectocarpales; Ectocarpaceae. The record is from the annotation of a GenBank genome assembly.